AUGAGGCGGAAGGAGAAGCGGCUGCUGCAGUUCGCCGGGCUGCUGCUGGCGGCUCUGCUCUUCCUCCCGAACGUGGGGCUGUGGUCUCUGUACCGGGACCGGCUGCUGGACAACUCCCCGGACACGGUGGACGCUCCGGGCGGACUCCCCCCCGUGCAGGAGGGGAACCAGAGGAGGAAGGUGGCUCAGCUGGGACUCGAUGGCGUGCGGCGGACGGACUGGCACGACUACGAAGGGAUCAGGAGAGACGCCGCCCGCGUGGGUAACGGGGAGCAGGGGAAACCGUUCCCUCUGUCAGAGACCGACCAGGUGGACCAGGCCUACAGAGAAAACGGCUUCAACAUCUACGUCAGCGACCGGAUCUCCCUGAACCGCUCGCUCCCAGACAUCCGCUCCUCAAAAAUCCAGAACCUGUCCAGACAUCGACCCGUGUGCUCCCUCUCUUUCCCAGAAUGCAACAAGCACCUGAAGGCCCCGCUGGAGGAGUACAUGUCCCGGGUGCCCAAGGUUCAGAUCCUGCGGACGAAGAAGAGGGAGGGGCUUAUCAGGACCCGCCUGUUGGGGGCCGCGGCCGCUAAAGGAGAAGUCAUCACAUUCCUGGACUCUCACUGCGAAGCUAAUGUCAACUGGCUGCCACCGCUGCUGGACCGAAUCGCCCAGAACAGGAAGACCAUCGUGUGUCCGAUGAUCGAUGUCAUCGACCACGACAACUUCGGCUACGACACGCAGGCGGGCGACGCCAUGCGAGGAGCCUUCGACUGGGAGAUGUACUACAAACGCAUCCCCAUCCCCCCCGAGCUGCAGAGGGACGAGCCCAGUGAACCCUUCGAGUCUCCAGUGAUGGCCGGUGGACUCUUCUCUGUGGACAGGAAGUGGUUCUGGGAGCUCGGAGGAUACGACACGGGUCUGGAGAUCUGGGGAGGAGAACAGUACGAGAUCUCCUUCAAGGUGUGGAUGUGUGGUGGACGGAUGGAGGACAUCCCCUGCUCCAGGGUGGGACACAUCUAUAGGAAGUACGUCCCCUACAAGGUCCCUGGAGGGAUCAGCCUGGCAAAGAACCUGAAGCGCGUGGCCGAGGUGUGGAUGGACGAAUACGCAGAAUAUGUGUACCAGCGCCGGCCCGAGUACCGCCACCUGUCGGCCGGAGACAUGACGGCACAGAAAGAGCUGAGGAACCGGCUGAACUGCAAGAACUUCAAGUGGUUCAUGAGCGAGGUGGCGUGGGACCUGCCCAAGCACUACCCGCCGGUGGAGCCCCCUGCUGCUGCCUGGGGGGAGAUCCGAAACGUGGGCAGCGACAUGUGCAUGGAGAUCAAGCACUUUGUGUCGGGGAGCCCCAUCCGCCUGGAGAGCUGCGUGAAGAGUCGAGGGGAAGUGGGCUGGAGUCACGGACAGGUGUUGACCUUCGGCUGGAGGGAGGACAUCCGGGUGGGCGACCCCAUCCACACCAGGAAGGUCUGCUUCGACGCCGUGUCCCACAACAGCCCGGUCACCCUGUACGACUGCCACGGCAUGAAGGGCAACCAGCUGUGGCGCUACAGGAAGGACAAGAGUCUGUAUCACCCCGUCAGUAACAGCUGCAUCGACAGCAGCCCCAACGAGCGGCGCGUCUUCAUGAGCUCGUGCGACUCGUCCUCGCCGAGUCAGCAGUGGCUGUUCGAGAGAACCAACGCCACGGUGCUGGAGCGCUUCAACCAGGACGCCAACUGA
Molecule: messenger RNA, 1710 nt
Organism: Pleuronectes platessa (European plaice)
Lineage: Eukaryota; Metazoa; Chordata; Actinopteri; Pleuronectiformes; Pleuronectidae
Product: polypeptide N-acetylgalactosaminyltransferase 10-like
Exons: 12
Coding region: 1-1710 (569 amino acids)
Cellular component (GO): Golgi apparatus
Source: RefSeq, a predicted model, not a curated record